ACCGUGCGCACGGAGGUCCCGCCCCCUGCACGUCGCGGAGCGUUAACGCUGAGUUGCACUUGAGGCGGAGGAGAAGAAACGGAGGAAAACAAAGAUGAGCGGCCGCAUUAUGCAAGCGGCUCGAUGCCCGACCGACGAACUGUCGUUGACCAACUGUGCCGUCAUCAAUGAGAAGGAGCCACAGUUUGAACAACACGUGACCGUGCGCAAUUUAAGCCACAAGUUUGUGUUCACCUUGAAGAAGCAUCCGAGUGUCAAAUCCGGGACCAUCGCCUUCAGUCUGCUACAGAGAAAGUGGGCAGGCCUAUCGAUUGGUCAAGAGGUUGAAGCAACAAACUACAAGUUUGACAAGACCAAGCAGUGUAUAAGCAGCAUGACAGUGGAGAUAGACUUCCUGCAGAAGAAGAUCGUGGACAACAACCCGUACGACUCCGACAAGAUGGCCGGCGAAUUCCUCCAGCACUUCAACAACCAGGCUUUCUGCGUCGGCCAGCAGCUGGGGUUCAGUUUCUGUGAUAAGCUGUUUGGCUUAGUGAUAAAAGACAUUGAGGCCAUGGACCCCAGCUUCCUGAGCGGAGAACAAGCCUCUGGCAAGAAACCGAAGCUUGAGAUUGGCUUGUUGCUGGGAAACAGUCAGGUGAUUUUUGAAAAGUCAGAAACCUCGUCCAUGACUCUGAUUGGGAAAGCCAAGACCCGAGAGUCUCGCCAGUCCAUCAUCAGCCCGGACUGGAAUUUUGAGAAGAUGGGCAUUGGCGGCCUUGACAAGGAGUUCUCUGACAUCUUCCGCAGAGCCUUCGCCUCCCGAGUCUUCCCUAUAGACAUAGUCGAACAGAUGGGCUGUAAGCAUGUGAAGGGGAUCCUGCUGUACGGACCCCCAGGCUGCGGUAAAACCCUGAUGGCACGACAGAUUGGCAAGAUGCUCAAGGCCCGGGAGCCGAAGAUAGUCAACGGCCCCGAGAUCCUCAACAAGUACGUCGGGGAGUCUGAGGCCAACGUCAGGAAGCUGUUUGCAGACGCUGAGGAAGAACAGAAGAGGCUCGGUGCCAACAGCGGCCUCCACAUCAUCAUCUUUGAUGAGAUCGAUGCGAUCUGUAAGCAGCGUGGCAGCAUGGCCGGCAGCACCGGCGUCCACGACACCGUGGUCAACCAGCUGCUGUCCAAGAUCGACGGAGUGGAGCAGCUCAACAACAUCCUGGUCAUAGGGAUGACCAACAGGCCGGACCUGAUAGACGGGGCCUUGUUGAGGCCAGGGAGACUGGAGGUCAAGAUGGAGAUUGGGUUACCGGAUGAAAAGGGCCGCAUUCAGAUCCUUCACAUCCACACAGCGAAGAUGCGUCAGAACGAGCUGCUGGCCGACGACGUGGACGUUAAGGAGCUGGCCGUGGACACCAAAAACUACAGUGGUGCCGAACUGGAGGGCCUGGUCAGGGCUGCACAGUCCACCGCCAUGAACAGACAUAUAAGGGCCAGCACCACUGUGGAGGUGAACAUCGAGACGGCGGAGAAGCUGCAGGUCAGCCGGCUGGACUUCAUCACGUCGCUGAAUAAUGACAUCAAACCUGCGUUCGGUACCAACCAGGAGGACUAUGCCAGCUACAUCAUGAAUGGUAUCAUCCGGUGGGGCGACCCGGUGUCGGCGGUGUUGGAGGACGGGCAGCUGCUGGUGAAGCAAACGAAAAACAGCGACCGCACGCCCCUCGUCUCCGUGCUCCUGGAAGGUCCAUCGAACAGCGGUAAAACGGCGCUGGCAGCUAAGAUUGCGGAAGACUCCCAGUUCCCCUUUAUCAAGAUUUGCUCCCCCGACAAGAUGAUCGGACACUCAGAGAUCGCCAAAUGCCAAGCCAUCAAAGAGAUAUUUGAAGAUGCCUACAAAUCCCAGCUGAGCUGUGUGGUCGUGGACGACAUAGAACGCUUGUUGGACUAUGUCCCAAUCGGUCCUCGUUUCUCCAACCUGGUGUUACAAGCUCUGCUGGUGCUGCUGAAGAAAUCUCCUCCUAAGGGCCGGAAGCUGCUGAUCAUUGGCACCACCAGUCGUAAAGACGUCCUCCAGGAAAUGAGGAUGUUAAACGCUUUCAGCACCACCAUCCACAUUCCCAACAUCUCCAGUGGGGAGCAGCUGAUGGAGGCUCUGGAGCUGCUGGGCAGUUUCCAGGAGAAGGAGCGGGCCAUCAUAGCAGAAGCUGUGAAGGACGACAGUCUGUCGAUUGGCAUCAAAAAGCUGCUCAUGCUGAUUGAAAUGGCCGUGCAGAUGGAUCCCGACUACAGAGUGAGCAAGUUCCUGAGCCUGUUGAGGGAUGAAGACUUGGCUAGUUUCCAUCUCUCUUGAUCCCUCCUUCCUUCCUUCCUUCCUUCCUUCCUUCCUUCCUUCCUUCCUUCCUUCCUUCCUUCCUUCCCUUCUUCCCAUCCCCGAAGCUCUGAGCACUUCUCUAUCUGCACUGCGGCUUUCUGCAGCAGCAAAUGACCAGGCGACCUCCUGUGAUGAUUAAAAUGAGAAGAAUAUGCAGUGUUUGUGGUGUCUGUAUAUACUGUGCUGUGAUGACUCCAUUUUGAUUUUAUAUAUGAAAGAGUGAAGGCAAAAGAUGCGAAGUAGAUAUUCAUGCAUAAACACUAAUGAUUAUACUGUUCAUAUGGGCCUCAUUCGUUUGUAAGCACAGACUUGUGAUCUGAUCAUUCCACAACUUGAAGAUCUCACUUUGUUACGUUUUUCACAUUCACUUACUUAAGUUUGCUCACAUUUAUAUUUUAUGAAUAAAUUGAUUCUAAUACUAAGAAGAAACUCAGCGGAAUUGCUGGAAUUAAUCAUUAAAUCAAAUGACGAUGUAACUUUCUCAAGGGAAGUUGUUUGGUGUAAUAUCCACAGAGGAACAUGAAGGACUGAUAUCGUCCAGUUAGUUGAAACUAUUUCUCUUUCACCCUGAGAAAAGCCUUGUGCACUACAGCAACUCAUUAACCAGGGAAAAGAAACGAUCCAUUAGAUCUUAUAGUAGUUACAUAGUUGUUGAAUUGAACCAAUCAGGAACAUGUGUUGUGUCAGUUACUCCUCCAUUGAUGAAACGUCUUACAGAUGGAAAUUGUGUUGUUACAGCAUGUGGUCAUCUUCCCUGCAUUUCUUCUUCAACAGUUAUUACAACAGUUAUUAGUAUGUGUGCCUGUUUGUUUUUGUACCUCUUUAGGACCUUUUCGAGCAGAAACACUGACCCUGUCAGGACCAGUGGACCUUAUGGGGACCAAAGUUCGGCCCUAAUAAGGAUUUAUUGACAAUAAAAGAAGAUAUAAUAUAAUAAAUAACUUGUUCUUUCAAUU
Messenger RNA from Hippoglossus stenolepis (Pacific halibut), 3303 nucleotides. RefSeq names its product vesicle-fusing ATPase. Gene Ontology annotation, biological process: intra-Golgi vesicle-mediated transport; Golgi to plasma membrane protein transport; SNARE complex disassembly. The record is from RefSeq and is a predicted model, not a curated record. Gene Ontology annotation, molecular function: ATP binding; ATP hydrolysis activity. Gene Ontology annotation, cellular component: Golgi stack. The transcript has 21 exons. Bases 95 to 2326 code for a protein of 743 amino acids. NCBI's taxonomy places the organism in Eukaryota, Metazoa, Chordata, Actinopteri, Pleuronectiformes, Pleuronectidae.